Molecule: messenger RNA, 2200 nt
Organism: Tetranychus urticae (two-spotted spider mite)
Lineage: Eukaryota; Metazoa; Arthropoda; Arachnida; Trombidiformes; Tetranychidae
Product: 17-beta-hydroxysteroid dehydrogenase type 6
Biological process (GO): steroid metabolic process
Cellular component (GO): intracellular membrane-bounded organelle
Molecular function (GO): oxidoreductase activity
Source: RefSeq, a predicted model, not a curated record
UCUUCACCUUUGUUGCUUUUUGUUUUAGAUAUCUGUGCUUAUCUAUUUUAAUUUGUGAUAAAAAGAUAGUAAGCUCCACCAGUUUGCUUGGAAUUAAAUUUGACACCCUUUAUAUUCUGAAAAUAUUCAGCUUGAAUUGGUACCAAAUUGAUGACUCUAAUGAAGGACUUUAACGCAGCUUGCCAAAAUUAUCCUACUUUCUCACCUUUCAUCAAGUCAUUUACUUCUACUAAUUAUGCCAGUCGCUGUAUCGACAAUAUGUGACAUUAUCUUUAAAUUUAGGAAGGUCAAAAUUCUAAAUGGCGUUAACAAAUUGUUUUCCACUCUAUUUUCAUCCACAAUCCAAAAGCGCUUAUUUAACUUACAUAUCAGCUACAUAAAUGCAGUUUUAUGGGACACAAAAAGAGGCUUGAAUCUCUGAGCAAGAAAUUAACCCAAAGUAAUCAGUUUCAACCAUUGGUUUCUGAUCUUGAAUUGACUCUUUUCAUUUGAAAAAGAUUUCAAAAACAACUUCACCAUGCCCUUGCAAGCAUUUAAAAGAAGGAGAUUGACCUUAAGGAGCUGAAUGAAACAGCCAACAGGCACAGAAAAAGCAAAAAAUAUUGAAAACUGGGCUGAGUAUAAUCAGGUCAGAGAAGAAGUUGAUUAACUUCUUGGACAUCUGAAUGCAAAAAAAGAAGCAGUUAAAAUUAAAUACAAUCCUUUAUUGUUUGUCCAAAGUAGUGAUGUAAAUCCUAAACAAUCCAAUCAAUAGGAUCUUCAAAUUUCCUCUGUGAAAAUAUACAAUGUCUCAACAAAAAGCUUCAUUCAGACAAAUCAUCAUUUGUUUAGUCAUAUUUUUUGGAUUCCAUUGGUUUGCUCGUAAUGGAUAUGAUACUUUUGCUCAUACAAUUGCUCAUCUAGGAUUUUUCUUCUUGGCACUUUAUCUCUCAUGGCAUUUGUCAAAAUUCAUCUCUUUGACUGAAGUUAAAACAGAACCCAAUGAUAAAGCUGUUCUGAUAACAGGCUGUGAUACUGGUUUUGGGAACAUUUUUGCUAAACAAUUGAGUAAUCUUGGUUAUCAAGUUUUUGCGGGAGUUUUGUUCCCUGAUCGUGAAGCAGCUCAAAGUCUAGAAAAAUAUGGACCAAAUUUGCAUAUCAUUAAAAUGGAUGUUACAAAUAAUAAUGAUAUUCAAGCUGCUAAAGAUUUUGUGAUAAACAAUCUCAAACCAAAUCGAAAAUUAUGGGCGAUUGUCAAUAAUGCUGGAAUUGGUGGAUUCAGUGCAAUUGAAUGGGGUUCAGACAGCCUUAAAGAAAAUUUUCAUGAUCUAUUUGACGUUAACACAUUUGGGGUUGUUAGGGUGACUCGAUCUUUCUUGCCAUUGCUUCGACAAACUAAAAAUUCUCGAGUUGUCAUUGUUGGAUCAUUAGCUGGUCAAGUCACGUUUCCAGGGUUGACUCCAUACUCAAUGAGUAAACAUGCUGUUCGUGCUUUCGGAGACGGACUCAGAAGAGAGAUAUCUUAUUAUGGAAUCAAUGUUUCAAUAAUUGAACCUAAUAUGUAUGCGACAAGAAUCACUGACAAUGAGUUUAUUUCCAACGUUUCUCGUGAUGCCUGGUCAAAAUCUCCUGCUCAUUUACGAGCAGAACUUGGUGAACAAGAGUAUCAACGAUUUAUGCAUUGUCAAACAUAUCUAAAUUGCUUGAAAAGAACCAAUAUUCAAGAAGUAAUUGAUGCUCUACUGUCAAGUGUGACUACUGAAAAUCCACGAGUUUAUUACAAAGUUGGUGGUUAUACCGAUAAAGUGUGGCUUCAUUUGUUUUCACUUUUGCCAAUUGAAAUUCAAGACAUUUACUGUGAUAAAGUUUACCUCAAUUCUAUCAUAAAGCUGGUUCAAAAUCAAUCGUGAUUGGUUUUUUUGGCUAAGCCGUUUUUGAGCUAAAUCUCAAGCAUUGCGGAUUUUAAAUUUUGUCAUAUUCAAAAUUUGUUGAGGUGGAUUCUGAUAAUAUCCUCUUAAUUGAUCUACUAAUGCUGCUAAAUCAUUAAAUUCAUAGGAGCAAAUGAUGGAACUCGCUUCAGCAACUUCUUCAGAAACUUCAAAUUAUCAAUUUAUCUGAUGCUUACCGUGGCAUUUUGUUGGACUUUAUCAUAACCUUUGUUAACAUCCUAUGCUCAAGAAAAUGGAUGAUUAAUAAAUAAAACAUCAUCUGUAAAUUAUAA